Vicia villosa (hairy vetch) is the source of this 1137-nucleotide messenger RNA. RefSeq names its product F-box/kelch-repeat protein At3g23880-like. The record is from RefSeq and is a predicted model, not a curated record. The transcript has a single exon. Lineage: Eukaryota; Viridiplantae; Streptophyta; Magnoliopsida; Fabales; Fabaceae. The coding region runs from base 1 to 1137 and encodes 378 amino acids. Gene Ontology annotation, molecular function: protein binding.
AUGGCAUCUUCCCCCAAGAGAACGAACCCUAAACCAAACCCUAACAUCACAGAUUCACUGCACACUCUCCCUUUUGAGCUCAAAAUAGAAAUUCUUUCUAGGCUACCUGUGAAACUCCUUCUCCAAUUAACAUGCAUCUGCAAAUCCUUGAAUUCUAUCAUAUUCAAUCCCAAAUUCGUCAGAAAGCACCUUAGCAUCUCAACCACGCGCCGCCUCCACCUUUCGUCCUACCAAAAUGAGUUCAAUCUUAAGUCUUAUUCACUCCAAUCCAUGUUCACUGAUCUAACCACGAAUUUCACACAACUAGGGUUUCCUUUCUACACCGAUGUAAUCAAUUCAUAUUACAUUGCUUGUUCUUGCGACGGUGUUCUCUGUCUUGCAGAUCAUUAUGAACAUAAAGUUGUAUUGUGGAAUCCUUGCAUUAGAAAAUUCAAAAAAUUGCCGCCUUUUGAAAACCCUAGUGUCUUCAAAAAGCUUCGUGUGACGCAUGGAUUCGGGUAUGAUCAUGUUUCCGAUCUUUACAAAGUGGUUGUUGUUUACACAACUAGCAUAAAGGCUCGUAGCGGUGUCCAUGAAGACACAACUAGCAUAAAGGUUCUUACUUUGGGUACGCGGGAUUGGAGAACAAUCCCUACGUUCCCAUUUGGUUCUAUAUUCGAUUAUGGAGCUGGAAAAUGUGUAAGCGGCACCGUUAAUUGGUUGGACUAUACUGAAAUUUAUUGGAUUGGUCGGCCAAAGCCUAUUAUUGUUUCUUUUGAUUUGGCUAAGGAGUCUUUUCAAAAGAUUUCCCUUCCUGACCAUGGAAGAAGAGAUGAAUGUAACAUGACAUUGUUUGUGUGGAGGGAUUGCUUGAGUAUAAUUUUCGAUCAUGAUGUUUGGGUCAUGAACACAUACGGAGUUAAAGAGUCUUGGAUUAAAUUGUUCAGUGUUUCUUGCCUGCGAAAUCCGAGUAUGUCUUCUAUCCUGAUCGCCAAGGCAUCAUAUAUCUGUGAUGGUCAGCUGCUGCUGGAGCUUAAGGAGAAAAAGAAAAGGAAGUUGAUUGUCUAUGAUGCUAAGAAUGGUACUUUUAAGGUUACCAAGUUUUUAAGAUUACCAGAGGUCUGCGUUGAGAGUUUGUUAUCACCUGACAUCGUUUAG